Molecule: messenger RNA, 468 nt
Organism: Exophiala xenobiotica
Lineage: Eukaryota; Fungi; Ascomycota; Eurotiomycetes; Chaetothyriales; Herpotrichiellaceae
Exons: 2
Coding region: 1-468 (155 amino acids)
Source: RefSeq, a predicted model, not a curated record
AUGGCUGAUCCUUCGGCCCCUCCGCCAACACCAACACCACCAACACCGUCACCUUUCAACUACAUCCUCUCUUUCCUCCUUGUCGGCAUCUGCUGGGGCUUCACGACGCCCUUCAUCCGCAAAGCAGCCGUCAAUUACACGCCGCCAUCGCAUCGGUCAAUCACCGACCCCAACCGGUCCUGGAUAUCGAGGCAGAUCGCCAAAGCCUUCUUCACCGUCAUCGGGCUGCUGCGGAGUCCUGGAUACGCGGUGCCCCUCCUACUCAAUUUGACCGGGAGUAUCUGGUUCUUUCUGCUGGUCGGGCAAGCAGAACUCUCCCUCACGGUCCCCAUCACAAAUUCACUAGCAUUCCUGUUCACUGUGCUCGGCGAAUGGUAUGCUGAAGGCAAGCUCAUCACGAAGGAUACUUUGCUCGGGAUGAUCUUCGUUUGCGCCGGCAUUGGACUCUGUGUAUGGUCAAAGACCUGA